Apis laboriosa (Himalayan honeybee) is the source of this 1224-nucleotide messenger RNA. It is a transcript of the gene wg, whose product is annotated as protein Wnt-1. Gene Ontology annotation, biological process: neuron differentiation; cell fate commitment; multicellular organism development. Bases 1 to 1224 code for a protein of 407 amino acids. The record is from RefSeq and is a predicted model, not a curated record. Lineage: Eukaryota; Metazoa; Arthropoda; Insecta; Hymenoptera; Apidae. Gene Ontology annotation, molecular function: cytokine activity; frizzled binding. The transcript has 4 exons. Gene Ontology annotation, cellular component: extracellular region.
AUGAUUGCAUUCGAUCGUCGACAGAAGAUGAGACUUUGGGUGAUUAUCUGUGCCCUGGUGGUGGCGAUUCACGCGUCCAUCGCCGAAAUGCCAAGGAACAAGAAUCGUGGUAGAGGAUCGAUGUGGUGGGGAAUCGCGAAGGCAGGAGAGCCGAACAAUUUUUUGCCAAUGUCUCCAGCCUCCCUUCACAUGGAUCCCACAGUGUACGCGACCUUGAGGAGAAAGCAACGCAGGUUGGCCAGGGAAAAUCCAGGAGUGUUGAUGGCGGUGGCCAGGGGCGCGAAUCAAGCGAUCGCAGAGUGCCAACAUCAGUUUCGCAAUCGUCGAUGGAAUUGUUCCACCAAGAAUUUCCUCCGUGGGAAAAAUCUGUUCGGCAAGAUCGUGGACAGAGGUUGUCGAGAGACCGCCUUCAUCUACGCCAUCACUAGCGCUGCGGUGACUCACAGCAUCGCGAGAGCGUGCAGCGAAGGCAGCAUCCAGUCCUGUUCCUGCGACUAUACUCACCAAUCGCGACCACCAUCCACGACGCGCGAUUGGGAAUGGGGUGGUUGUUCGGACAACAUCGGUUACGGUUUCAAAUUCUCCCGUGAAUUCGUGGACACGGGCGAACGCGGUCGAAAUCUGCGCGAAAAGAUGAAUCUUCACAAUAACGAGGCAGGUAGAGCGCACGUGUCCUCGGAGAUGCGGCAGGAGUGCAAGUGUCACGGCAUGUCCGGCUCCUGCACGGUGAAGACCUGCUGGAUGAGGCUACCCAACUUUCGCGUGGUCGGGGACAACCUGAAGGAUCGAUUCGACGGCGCGUCCAGAGUUAUGGUGAGCAACUCGGACCGGGUGCGUGGCAAUGGGAACGCGAUCGUGAGCAAUUCGGCGAGCAAUUCGGUGCACGGGCAUCGAGAAGGUCUGGGUCGUCGACACCGGUACAACUUCCAGCUGAAGCCGUACAACCCGGAGCACAAGCCGCCCGGACCGAAGGACCUCGUCUACCUGGAACCCUCACCCCCGUUCUGCGAGAAGAACCCGAAACUCGGCAUUCUCGGCACCCACGGUAGACAGUGCAACGACACGAGUAUCGGUGUCGACGGCUGCGACCUGAUGUGCUGCGGCAGAGGCUACAAAACGCAAGAGGUGACCGUCGUCGAGAGAUGCGCCUGCACGUUUCACUGGUGUUGCGAGGUCAAGUGUCAGCUCUGCAAAAUCAAGAAGACGAUACACACGUGUCUCUAG